AUGGCAACCCGUUCCCGGAGCACCGCUCGUCCCCCGUCCCCUCUCGAUCAAGGAGAGUUGGGACCCGCUCUUCCGGCAGCCGCCGAUGAGCCGAGAAGCCUCGAACCAGAGGUCUAUGGGGAAAUCUCCCUCGGCCGCGCAAUCUCCCUCCUCCUGGGAUUGCAAAACCAAGUCAUCCGGCUCGAACAGGAACUCGAGGAACUCAAGGAGGUCAACAAGGAAGCCCAAGAUUGGAUGGGAGCGGUUGACCAAACCCUCACUCGAAUCGAGGCUAUUGGGGGGCCCCAGCCCCACACACCAGAAGACCGGAAGCCCCCGGCAGUCGAGGCCACGCCCAGGCCCAUAUCCAAAACCGACCCUCUUCCAGCGCCUAGUGCGCCCCUCAUUGCCUGGGCCAACCCCACCAAGCCGCCCAUCACCUUUGCCCAACCAACUCCCGUCCGGGCUCCCCCGAGAAUCCCUACUCCCACUCCACCUGCGCCUAUCAGGCUCCAAUCCCCCCUUGCCUCUCAACCAGCGGCUCCAGUAGUCGCUUAUCAAGCCCCCGUCAAGGUGGAUCACCCCGACGCCUAUACGGGGAAGAUUGGUAAUGAGUCCAGACAAUGGCUCACCAGGAUGAUGGCAUGGGUCCGCCUCAAUCAGCGAAUGUUCCCAACCGAUCAGGAGGUAUUGUCCUUCCUCCUGAUGAACAUGAAGGACACGGCAGGAGCCUGGGCACACCCCCACCUUGAUCAACUAGGGUCUCACAGGGCCAUCAUCCAAACAGUCGAGGACUUUAGGAGGGAGUUCCUAUCCGCAUUUGGGAAUCCGGACGCUACACGAGCCGCUGAGCGGCAAAUCACAAACCUUACUCAGACAGGAACCUGUGCUGAGUACAUCACUAAGUUCAGGACCAUCGCCAUGGACCUGGACUGGAACGACGCCGCCCUUUGCGGGCAAUUUGCACGUGGCCUCCACUGGGAGGUCAGCCGCCUCAUUGCCACUCGAGAACGGCGACCCACCACCCUCCUUGAGCUGCAGAACGCGGCUCUGGUCAUCGACAACGCCCUCCGUGAGGAGCGCGCCAGCCACCCGCCUAAGGGUAAUAAGUCUGGCACCUCCAAUACCACCCCCAAUAGGGGGGCGAGUACCGGCCAACAGGCCACCAGACCAGGGCGCCUCUCCGGCAACCCCAACUUUGUCUCCAAGGAGGAGCGUAACCGCCGCAGGGCUGAAGGCCUUUGCAUCAAAUGCGGUAAGCCGGGCCACAAAUUUGCGGAAUGCCGCACUGGCUGGAAAGCCACACCCAAGGAGGAAGGGGCCAAAAAGGAAGCCGCCAAGAUUGGCAAAGAGUCUGGACCCGAAUCGGGAAAAGACUAA
This is a messenger RNA of Rhizoctonia solani, 1359 nucleotides long. RefSeq names its product Retrotransposon-derived protein PEG10. The record is from RefSeq and is a predicted model, not a curated record. Bases 1 to 1359 code for a protein of 452 amino acids. The transcript has a single exon. NCBI's taxonomy places the organism in Eukaryota, Fungi, Basidiomycota, Agaricomycetes, Cantharellales, Ceratobasidiaceae. Gene Ontology annotation, molecular function: zinc ion binding; nucleic acid binding.